Messenger RNA from Lytechinus pictus (painted urchin), 3346 nucleotides. RefSeq names its product galanin receptor type 2-like. The transcript is spliced from 2 exons. Bases 371 to 1717 code for a protein of 448 amino acids. Gene Ontology annotation, cellular component: membrane. Gene Ontology annotation, molecular function: G protein-coupled receptor activity. The record is from RefSeq and is a predicted model, not a curated record. Gene Ontology annotation, biological process: G protein-coupled receptor signaling pathway. NCBI's taxonomy places the organism in Eukaryota, Metazoa, Echinodermata, Echinoidea, Temnopleuroida, Toxopneustidae.
GAUUCUAAAUUUCAUAAUACUCAGUAAAAGUUAAUUAAUAUGAAAGCGUCAUUGCAUUUAUGAGGAUAACGUAUUUUGGAUUCUAAUAUUAAUAUCAGUGCAGUGUAUUCCACACUGUAUAUAAAGAAAUGGUUAGCCGACUCAUCUUAUAUUCCAAGACAUUUCUUCAUUACCACCAGUCGUCAUGGACACCAUUUAGAGAGGGCAAGCCUAAUAAAAGUUAUUUCAAGUUCAUGGACAUCGGACAAGAACAACACAAUAUAAGAAGCCCCCGGUCCAACGUUCUACUUGCGUCCAUCGAAUUCAUAACGGUCCAAAAGUGAAGAGGAAGCAUACCUGUUUUAAAAGUCUGAAUAAACUGAUAGCAAACAUGGAGAUGUGCAUAAAGCGUAGUAUCGGUCGGACAGGACUUCGAUUAUUGGUAGUUGCAUUGGUCAUAGUGGUUAAUUCUUCUGAAUAUGUCACGGAUGUCAUGGAGCAGACAUCAGGAACCGUGAUCACAGAUAUAGAGGUACCAUGGCCGACGUCAUCAUCCGAGAAUAGUUGGGCCAACUUUGCAGCUACUCCGAUCACUCAGAGGACAUCACCAUCUGAUGAAAUGGCGAGUAACACUGUACGUCCAUUGCCGGAGAACUCUUUGACGUCUGACCGAAGUCAAAGACAGUCAGCAGCCAUUCAAGUAUUUAGCAGCCACUCGACCACUGUCUAUUUCAAUGAUCUGCCAACAGAUUUAAAUGCCACGGGGACUGGUGAUUGGCAAUGGGAAUUUUCUUGGGAUUGGAACAUCAUCAUGCAACUGAUUCUCUCUCUAGUGGGUGUCUUUGGCAAUGCUAUGGUAGUCGUUGUCAUUGGGGUACGCAAAUUCAACUCGAAUUCGACAGAUGUCCUCAUCCUAGCCCUAACCAUCUCGGAUUUGCUGACAUCUUUGUGCAAUAUCCCAGUUCCUCAAGCAGCUCAGGUUCCUGCAUCAAUCCUAGGGGCGUUGUACUGCCGCAUCAUCCUUUAUGAGUUCCUCACUUGGGUUUGUGUCAUUACAUCUACAAUCAUUCUAGUGGGAUUGUCCGUGGAACGUCUGGUUGCUGUCCGCUACCCCCUUCGCUUCCGCGAAAUCUUCUCCAUCCGACGCGUUUACAUCUUCAUCGUCUCAACAUGGUUAUUCUCCCUACUCUCCUGUUGCUAUUAUUUCAUUGAUAUCAAGCCGAUGCUGGAUGAGAACUUUUCCGAGGAAAACACUUGUGUUGCGACUGCCUCCAAUGUCCCAUCGCGACUGAGGCAAUUGAAAGUAUUCACUUUAAUCAAUUUUUUGAUACGGUUAGUUAUUCCAGUGGUGCUGAUGAUCUUCACCCAGACUGCAAUGGCCUACUCUCUUAAUCUGCAGUCUCGUCGUCACGAUAAAACAUUGUCUCAGAAAUCCGGUCAGUCCUUUCACAUCAAGGCCAGAAACCGCAUCAUCAAGGUCAUGCUCACUGUAGUUAUUGCGUUCAUCAUCUGCUGGGCACCAAGUCAGAUUGCAUGGGUAAUCAUCUCUUUUAACGGAUCCGCUAAAGGCUACCUUGACAGCACCCUCAGGGAUAUCCUCAACCUCAUCACCUUUAUAAACUCUUCAAUCAACCCAUUCAUCUACACAUCACAGUACCCCAAAUUCCGUGCUGCUAUUAAAGAAAUUUUCAUCGGUAAGCCACAAAACGACGCACCACUGUUUGCAGCGAAUGUAUAGUUCCCUUUUUAAUGUUUUGACAAGGUCAUUUAACAAUAGUAGGCCAAUCAUGCCUAUAAGUGCUUUUAAAUAUUUGAGUACUGUUUUUGUUGUAGAUCUCAAAAAGAAUUAAUUCAUGAGGGAGUGCCUCAGGGGUAAGCUUUUGACCCAAUUUUACUUUUAUUGUGUAAGUAUGAUUUUAUCAGUCAGUCAAAGUUAUUCUUCUCUCGACAUUCUCCAUUUAUCAUUUUCUCAUAGUAAUACUUAUGUUUUACUUUCCUUGGCAAAAGAGGAGAUGAAUCAAUUAUGAACAAUUUUCUCGUAAGAGACUCUUUCUUACAAAAAGUAUUAUCUUAGGUCCAGGUGCAAAACAAGCACUUUUGGAUAUUAAUCUAUUUUAGAUUGUCAUCAAAUAAUUUUGUUGGAUUACCUGGUGCUUUUUUUUCAAACUAAUCUCAAAAGAAAAACCUUGUCGAGCGAUUUGUUGUUCAUUAUUUAUUCAUUUCAAACUGUGAUAUGCAUAAUCAAAAAUUAUGGGCCAUAAUUGAGGUCCGGUUUAAGCCAUGAUCUAUGCGCUAAAACUAUUGGAAGCCAAAAAAUCAAUUUAAAAAAGAACACAUUGCAAGUUUGUUUGGUUUUGUUUUAAUAUAGUCGAGGAAAAAUAGCAGAUUUUGAGAAUCAACCGCAAACAAAUUGCAAUAUUUUUUUUUUUUCACCGCAAUGCAUUUCCCUGAAGUUCCCAAAAUGACAUACUAAAAGUCCAAAAAAUCCCAGAAGUGGAAAGAUGUAUAAUUUGCAUAAAUCCAAAAUGGUUGCCAUAGUGAGAAUUUUCAUGAUUAUUGGUAGUAGCACAAAGACUGAUCUGACCAUAACACUUUCAAAAUUUAUGAUUAAAGCAUUAAACUUCCACUUAUGUCAUAUUUUACCAUAGGCUUCAUUUUAAAAUGGAAGGAUGUAAGUAAGAUUUGACCUCUACUGACGUCUAUAGAGGUCAAUGACAUUAGGGUCAGCGACCUCGAAAUAUCAGAAAAUUGAUGUUUUGCAUCAUUAGUUCAUGAUAAAUAGGGUUAUAAUUCUAACUUGCAUGUUGUAAAUGUGUUUCGAUGUCAUAGUAAGUCUUGCUUUCAAGUAUUUGUAACAUGUAAUAUAUACCCAGUUGUUGUGUUUCCGAACAGGUUGUGUGUCCGGACAAUCGAUUUUAAACAGCCAUUUGUAGAAAUUAACAAGCGAAGUUUCAUCAAUUUCUAGUACGAAAUGCUGGGCAAUAUCAUAGAGAACGAAAUAGAAGAUGAUUACAAUUAUUUGAAUUAUAUUUAGUGUAAUCUACAGACAAAAAAGAAGGCUUCGAAAUUUUAGUGUCCGGACACUCGACCCCCAUCCUACAUUUUUUUUCUUCUGACAUGUCUGAUGGACCUAAUUAACAAGCUAUGCUUCUUUUGCUUACCACACCUCCCUUUAGGUUUUUUUGGAGGUGGGGGGGGGGGGUGGGAGGCAAACCUUAUAAAUGUAAUGUUUAUUUGUAUGAUUUUUAUUGUACAAUGUUACUAAGGAAUGCAAAUAAAUACUGUAUUUCCAAUUCUUUUAUCAUUCAUCACUUUCACCUCAAUCAGUCAUUGAUUCCAUUGAGGACAUUAAAGGACACGUUACUAG